AUGACAACAUCAUUAUUCGACCUCCAGAGAAGCAUUAUACUCGACAACAUUCGAGCUACCAGCGGACGGGAUUGGAAGGUUCUAAUUUUGGAUCAACAGAGCAGACGUCUUGUGUACAAUGUCACCAAGGAAGACGACGUCCUCAAUUGCAACAUAACCAAUAUCGAACAAAUCGAGGAUCGCAGGCAGCAACAGACCGACACUGAUGCCAUAUACCUCCUCUCCCCUCAGCCUCACGUAGUGGAGUGUCUGAAGGCCGACCUUUCAAGAAAGAGAUACCGUCGAGCACAUCUAAUAUGGACCUCCCAACUCCCUCGCCCACUACAGGAAGAGAUCUUCCGAUCAGAAUCCCGAGCACGAGCCAUCGUCGAGUCCCGCGCCCUGAAUAUUGAGUACUUCCCAAGAGAAGCAAAUGUCGUUACCUUUCGAGAGCCAUGGAGUUUCCAUGCCCUUUAUCACCCAGCCUGUGACUCCAUGGUCAGGAGCCACCUCGAGACUUUGACUCAAAAGAUUGUGUCGGUAUGUGUCUCCCUCGGCGAAUAUCCUGUCAUAAGAUAUUACAAGCCCCCCGAACAUCAAAGGCAUGCCGCCGAUGUGCUGUGCUAUCACAUUGCCAGCUUUGUCCAAGGGGCACUAGACGAAUAUGCUCGAGACGAGCGAAAUAAUUUCCCGCCUCAGUCACAAGCGGUCAGACCCAGAGCGGUGUUAUUCAUCACCGACAGAUCCAUGGAUCUGGCCUCGCCUUUUGUACAUGAACUUACGUAUCAAGCCAUCGCCAUGGAUCUACUGCCUAUCAGGGACGACGAGGACAAGAUCACCUACAGAAAUGUCAUUCGGCGAGGCCAGCCCGACGAGGAGGAGAAGGAUGUGGAAAUCAACGAACGUGACAACCUAUGGGUUCAACACCGCCACAUGCAUAUGAAAGAUCUACUGGUCCAGCUCAGUGAGGAAUUCCGGAAGUUUCAGGCCAAGAACCCUCAAUUCGCCGAUGAUGGUCAGCCUGCUACCAUCAACACCAUCAAAGAUAUGCUGGCCGGGCUGCCAGAGUUCCAAGAAGGAAAAGAGGCUUUCUCGCUACAUAUCGACAUGGCCGAAAAAUGUGCCAAAAUCUUUGCAGAGCAUAAAUUGUUGGAUGUAGUGUCGGUCGAGCAAUCGCUCGCCACCGGGAUCGAUGAAGAGAACAAGAAGCCUAAGAACGUGGCCGACCAGAUGGUUAGGUUACUGGAUGAUGACAGUGUGGUGCACGAAGAUCGAGUCCGACUCUUGAUCUUGUAUGUAUUGUACCGGCAUGGUGUUCUUCGUGGCGAUAUCGAGAAGCUACGGUGUCAUGGUCAGCUAUCGCCGUUCGACGGGGAGACUCUCUACAACCUUGUCACGCUUGGAGCCAAGAUUGAAAAGAAUUUGAAGGACGCAACGCCAACCCCUGCACCACUGUUUCCUCCAAAGACCGCCGCAGCCAACAGUAACAUGGAAGAAGUGAGUUUGUCUCGUUUCGAACCCGCACUCAGGUACAUGCUGGAGGAGCAAUGCCAGGGUACUUUGGACCUCAAUACAUUCCCGUCGGUGAAGCCUCAUCUGAACGACCCGAACGCCCAGAGCAUGGCAGCACAAAGCUCGCUGAGAAACGCUGGGAAGCCUACAUGGGCUCAGACGAGGGCACAAUCGAACAAACCGCGACAACGGAUCAUCGUAUUUGUCGCUGGCGGGGCGACCUACGCCGAGGCGCGAGCGUGUUACGAAGUGUCUCGAAUGGCUGGCAAAGAGGUGUUUCUUGCGUCAACGCAUAUGGUCACGCCCAAGAACUUCUUGCGCCAGGUGAGCCUGCUCAGUGCUGGUAGGAAGCAAUUGAACCUCCCGGCCGACCAGCCACCACCCAAGCUCCCAGCGUGGAUGUCGGAACCGCCUCCCCAGGCACUGCAGCCGAAACCACAAGCACCGCCGAAUGGUGGACCACCGACGGCGGCAAUGCAAAAUAUGAGUCUUGGUGGUCGUGGUGCCAAUGGCGUACGUCCAGGAGUAGGCACCGGGUCUUCUGGCCCAAGGCCUGCACCGGCAGCUGCAGCUGCAGCGCCUUCCCCCAAGCCAUACCCGCCCUAUACGCCAGCAUCGAGCGAGCAAGGCCACGGCAAACUAAAGAAGGAGAAGAAACACCUCGGCCUGUUCAAGAAGCACUAG
Exophiala aquamarina CBS 119918 is the source of this 2175-nucleotide messenger RNA. RefSeq lists its product as uncharacterized. NCBI's taxonomy places the organism in Eukaryota, Fungi, Ascomycota, Eurotiomycetes, Chaetothyriales, Herpotrichiellaceae. Bases 1 to 2175 code for a protein of 724 amino acids. Gene Ontology annotation, biological process: vesicle-mediated transport; intracellular protein transport. Gene Ontology annotation, cellular component: secretory granule; plasma membrane. The record is from RefSeq and is a predicted model, not a curated record. The transcript has a single exon. Gene Ontology annotation, molecular function: syntaxin binding.